AUUUAAACGAUAGUUAUAUCAAUGUAUUUUGUAAUUUUUUAAUAUUCAGAAAACUCACGUCGUGUUGUCAAAUUAUUAAAUUAUUGUGAUACUAGAUCAAUACUUUACUUAAAUCGUACAGUAAAAUGUUUAUUGUAUACAAAAUUUUAUAUAUAAACGAAUAAUAAAAAUAUUGCCUGUGACCUAUAUGGGUAUUAUUUGAAUGAAAUAUUUCUAUAAACUCUUUCAAUAUGAAAAUAUUUCGAAAUACUCAUAUAAAGUUUGUGCACACUAGUAUAUAUUUGCAGAAAAAACCUUCUGUAUUGUACGAUCAACGAGUAAAAAAUGGUGAACUUAUAGAUGAUAAUCAUCAAAGACAAAUAAUACAAAAUUUAGAUGAUGUGUUUAUAUCACUGGAAGACUAUUCUCCUCCAUCAAAUAAUAUACUUUCAACAUUUUUUGGUAAACUUAAAAUUCCUCCAAAUGGCCUUUACAUGCAUGGAACAGUUGGCUGUGGAAAAACUAUGUUAAUGGAUCUAUUUUUUCACUGUUGUUCUAUGAAAAAAAAACGAAGGGUACAUUUUGAUGAAUUUAUGUUAGAUAUUCAUGACAGAAUACAUAAAUUACGAUUAAGCAGUAAAGGAAACUUUGACUCUAUACCUAUGGUAGCGGAUACAAUUGCAGAUCAGUCUUGGUUAAUUUGCUUUGAUGAAUUUCAGGUGACUGAUAUAGCAAAUGCAAUGAUUUUAAAACGGCUAUUUACUGAACUGUUCAAUAGAGGCAUUAUUAUGAUAGCAACUAGUAAUCGAAAACCAGAUGAUUUAUAUAAGAAUGGAUUACAAAGGUUUUUAUUCCUGCCAUUUAUACCAGUAUUAAAACAACACUGUAUGGUUGUGAAUCUAGAUUCAGGUAUUGACUACAGAGUUUUAAGAGCUAAAAACGGAACUAAAAGCUAUUUUGUAAAAAAUGUUGACAAAAAAGAAGAUUUUGAAAAUGCUGUUAAAAGGUUGACAAACAAUGAAAAUGAUACAGUAAGACCUAGAACAUUUGUUAUUAUGCAAAGAAACUUAACUUUUCAAAAAGUUUGUGGACAAGUUUUAAAUGCAACGUUUGAAGAAUUAUGUGAUCGUCCAUUAGGUGCUGUUGAUUAUUUAUAUUUAUCACAAAUGUUUCAUACAAUUGCAAUAAGAGAUAUUCCUCAAUUAGAUCUUGAUUCACUUUCACCAAUGCGACGAUUUAUAACACUCAUUGAUACACUCUAUGAUAAUAAAGUUUGUAUACUUUUGUAUGCUGAUAAACCAAUUAAUAAAUUAUUUGUAGCUAAAAAAUCAGGGGGUCUCGGAGAUGAUCAAAAAGUACUAAUGGAUGACUUAAAUUUGGAUUCAGAAUCAGCUGAUACUAAGGCAAAUGUUUUCACUGGUGAUGAAGAAAUAUUUGCAUUUGAUAGAACUAUAUCACGAAUCACAGAAAUGCAAUCCAAUGAAUACUGGCAAAAUUGUCGCUCAAAAGUUUAAUAUUAUUUUCUAUUAGGUUAUCUAAAGUUACCCUAUUUGGUUUCUCAUGAAAUCGUAGUUAAAAUUUAGUUUAUAAUUGGUUUUUUUCAUAGUAUUAUUUUU
Molecule: messenger RNA, 1595 nt
Organism: Daktulosphaira vitifoliae (grape phylloxera)
Lineage: Eukaryota; Metazoa; Arthropoda; Insecta; Hemiptera; Phylloxeridae
Product: putative ATPase N2B
Exons: 7
Coding region: 231-1493 (420 amino acids)
Cellular component (GO): cytoplasm; mitochondrion
Molecular function (GO): ATP hydrolysis activity; ATP binding
Source: RefSeq, a predicted model, not a curated record